CGGCCGCGGCCGCACGGGUGCCGGUUCGACGCCCGAUUCGUUGUAUAAUAGAAUUAAACGCAAUUAACAAUAUUCAGUGUUGAGAUUGAUCGACAACAGUGUAAAAAAAAAUAUAAUUAGAUUUUUUCAAAACAUACAGUUACAGAAAAAACAUUUUGGAUUUAAGUGGCAGUUAAUAAAUAUGUUUAGUUAUAUUUAUAAUUAAAAACACUUCAACAGGUGGACCUUCAGCUUGUUUGCCAUUCUAAGUUGUAUAAAAAAAUGUACAUAAUAAAAUAUUAAUAAACAAAUUCCUUAUUAAUGACAUAGACUAUUAAUGUGUCGAAGCGUGUUAAGUACAUCUAAUGUCCUUCGGCACAGACAAUAAAAUAUACAUCUUUAAUUCACACAAACAUUCGAGUGCGUGAAAAAAGUUAAAAAGUGCUGUGUACACGCGGUACGAACUAGACCGGUGCAACCAUGGGCUGUGGAUCAUCGGCCAACGUGGUACCAUCGCAGGAGACAGCAAACGGCCACAAGCCCGCCAACGGACAGAACGGUGUGACGAACGAUCACAGUGACCACGACCAUGACGACUUGCCCACGGUGGUCUUGCCAGAUACGCCAAUCAAACCCAAGCCUCCAAUAGCCUUCGAGAUACCCCUAGAAGAGAUCGACGGCAACCGUCGGGACUCCAACACGCCUCCACCACAUUUGCAAAGGCUGCUGCAGCCACCCCAAGCUGAAAUUAGUCUACCAGAUAUAGAAGAGAAAUUAGCUGAGGCCGAGCAAAGAAGACUAGCGAUACUGCAACAACGAGCGGCGUCCGCACAGAAGAGAGCACAGAGGAUGAUGAAGUCCAUGCACGAGAUGGACAGGCUCGACUCGGAACAUGAACCUACGGACACCACCAAACAUGGCAUCAAUACCUUAAAAAUCCCACCGGAGCCAGGAGUUUGUGAAGACAAGAAUAUCACUUAAAAUUUUUUUUAUUUAAUAUCAAUUUUGUAAUAAAUAGUUUUAUAAUAAAAUUAAGACUAUAUCUAUUGUACUAUAUCUAUAUGUACUUAACAUCAUAUUGUGUGUUAAUUGUAAUUCGAUAGCAAUGAAGUGAUAAUUUACCUGUCAGUUUAUAUUUCAGUGUUUUAUAUGCAGUUACAAAAGAGUUUAAAUUAUAAAAUUAAAUAAAUUUAUUAGUAUUUUUA
Molecule: messenger RNA, 1184 nt
Organism: Galleria mellonella (greater wax moth)
Lineage: Eukaryota; Metazoa; Arthropoda; Insecta; Lepidoptera; Pyralidae
Exons: 5
Coding region: 460-960 (166 amino acids)
Source: RefSeq, a predicted model, not a curated record